UCAUUCCCUCUCACCCCCUCUUGGGUUUCCCGCUAUCGCGAAAAAGAUUUUUCUGCCCCAAAAUUCAAAGCGUCUAAUUCUAUGUCGAAAGAGAAAUUCUGAAACCUUAGACGAGCAGACAGACCGAUCCGGUGCGGAGCAGUCCAAGAAAAUGGGCGAUUUCUCUAAAACCAUCGACGUGGAGCGGCUGAUCUCGUACAGCGACGACCUCGGGCGGGUCCUGAAGGACAAGAGAGACAUCAACAACAUCACUCAGUGUCUCGAACACUCCAAAGCCUUCCGAUCAUCCUGCGACUAUGAUUUGAACGAGCUCCAGACCUCGCUUCAAGAUUAUCAGACAAACAUAGAUGUAUGCAAGAAGAAAACAGAGGAGGCAAAAUCUGAGGCUGCUGCAGAUGCAGAAAUCGAUCUUCUUCAGCAAGAAUUGGAAGAGGAAAUCAAGAAAGAACAUUUGCUUAUGGAAGAGCUUAGAAUUAUUAGCAACGAGAUUAAUGAUCUAGACGUCCAAAGGAUUUCUGUUCAAGAACGAAGGCAAACUUUGAAGAAACUUGAGCAGGAUGAGCUUAGGGAACAGAGGAUGCUUUCAUUGUACGCUUCUGUCACAAAUAUUAUUCCAAACUUGGAUGACAACUCCAGAAUUUCAGGCCAUAUUGUGGAUAGGGAUAAAAAAGUAGUUGAGAAGUUCGAAUUUGACCCGAGGAAGAUAGAUUCCCUUGAUGUAUGUAAUGGUAUUUGGAAAAUGAUAAGUUCAUGAUAGGUAAUUUUUCCUUUCAGAUGCAUGUGUAAUGUGGUGUGCUAAUUACUUGUCUGGUAUUCUAGGGUUUCUGCUUUUUUGCUUAUUCGAGGUGUAAUCUUUAGAUUGUCUGUGAUAAGUUACUGUAGAGCACAAUUUUCUGAUGUUUAUUUGUGGGGGUUUUUCUGGUGCCUGCAGGAGGUAUUUUAGUUUCUUUUUUAACUUUUGUUCUAUUCAAGAAACAUAAACGUUUUAUGGAAAAUGUAAUAUUCUAAUUAACAUUGUAAAUAAGAUUUAGAAUUAGCAUUAAGGCUA
Molecule: messenger RNA, 1048 nt
Organism: Alnus glutinosa
Lineage: Eukaryota; Viridiplantae; Streptophyta; Magnoliopsida; Fagales; Betulaceae
Product: kinetochore protein SPC24 homolog
Exons: 5
Coding region: 152-754 (200 amino acids)
Biological process (GO): regulation of chromosome segregation
Source: RefSeq, a predicted model, not a curated record